Messenger RNA from Strongylus vulgaris, 402 nucleotides. The record is from the annotation of a GenBank genome assembly. Lineage: Eukaryota; Metazoa; Nematoda; Chromadorea; Rhabditida; Strongylidae.
GGAUCAUUGCAACGUCGCAUGUCUAUGACAAAUUAUGUCGGGAACGAUGUUAAGGAUCUCAUUAGACAAACAUUAAAAGUGAUCAGAUCACUUGUCAAUAAUGAGCAAGAUCCACCAGCAUCACUUCUCAAGCUCAAUAUGAUUGCUGAACGAGAAAAAGGCUGGCUAUUGGUCGUAGAGUCAUUAAUAGAGACGGUGCCUGAUGAUGAUUCUUUGGGACCAGCUGUAAUUACUCUAUUUCUUGAUGAAUGUCCUCUUCCAUCAAAGGACACAGUCCAUAGACUUCUAUGCUCUCUUCGACUAGACCAAGCUUCCUCAUCUUCAUCAACUAGAAAACGAAGUUGGCAUCGAAAUACUUGUAUUGUCCUCGGUAAGUAUUUGGCCGCAGCUUCUUACGUCUAG